AUGGGCCAAGUGACAUCGCAGGAUGCUGUGGCGCUCUCGCAGGCCCAAGCAAAUCUAGCAUCCGUCGCACAGAAGCAGCAUAUUCAUAUCGACCUCGGCACAGAGCGAGCAACGUGCACGCUCCAAGCGAGCCUGCUAUUCCCGCCGAGCCAGAGCGUCCGUGCGUGGCGAUUGUGGACCGGAGACGACACGAGUGCCACCUUUAUGGACAGCCGCAUUGAUGCGCCUGAAUGCAUCCGAGAGGCGUAUAUUGUGCGACAGGAUGGUGUCUUUUUGAUGGUGCCUCCUUCCCGCUCUCAGAAAGAUGCGAUACUGCUAAGUCUCACCCUAUACCUCCAAACGCCGCUGGUCCACCAUGCACCCAAAGCACCAUGCUCGAUGCAGUGCCCGGUCUUGCGCUGCAAGAAAAAUACAUUUAGCUGCGAGCUAUAUGCAUACGAGGGACACGAAAUUGAGGUCAUGGCAAAUCCACCGCUCGCGUCACAGGCUUGGACGCCCUCGACCACCAACGAUGAGCAACAGCAGCUGACGGCUACUUUUUCCGAGACUGAUGUGCUGGGUAUACAGUGGAUGCCGAUAUCUGGGCGCGGUACGAACACGCUGCGCUCGAAGUCGGCCCACGUCACGUACCACACGAAUGCGUCCAUUGUGCACAUGUGGUCUGAGGCGCUCGGGGCGCACAUGCCGUGGGCCGUAUUUGAUAUGGAUGUGCACGUCUCGCUGAGCCAGGCAUAUGUCGAGACUAUGACACGUGAGGCUCGCCUGGAUCUCUCGGUCGACAUGCAUGGCGAUACAUCUGCGCAUUGGGACACGUUGUCCGUGGAUGGCGGGCCGUCCAUCGCCCGACAAAUGUCUACAGGCCUAUCGCUAUGGGUAGAUGUCCAUCUGGCUUGUGGUUCGUACGGUGCACCGGCCCCUGUUCCCCUGCAAUUUGUCUUGCACGGGCGCAUGUCCUUGGCGCUUCAAGACCGCUCGAAUGCACCGCGCCUGACUCUUCCUUCCCUUCGCCUGCCAACGGAUCAAAUCACGUCCGAGUAUGUGCUUCGACAUGCCCCUUGGUCUGAGGGCACAGCCGCGUAUGCGCUCGAUGUCCUUGAACCUAUGCAGGCCGCACAUGACUCGCAGCGCGUCGGACGCGCGCCUGCUCGCAUCGCCGCAGAUACUCUUACCAUGCGCUGGCGCCCCACGAACGAGAGCCACUCUGAAGUACUUACGCCGAGGAAAGUCGCUCCCACUUCGGUGCAGCACACAGUGUGGCCUGGCGCCUCUGAAGCAUGCCAUCGUGUGUUUGUGCACACCCGAGAACUCGUGCCGGGAGCUCAUACACUCUGCUUGCUGCCAUGUGAGCCCAGCAGCAUCCAAGUGGUGCGCGGCGGUCAGAGGUUCGUGCGAACAUACACGGUGCGCCGGGCGCCCCUGGCCCCGUUCGACCGCGUGUACGAGGUGCGCUUAGGCGUGGACGAGCCGCUGGAUCUCGUGGACGUGCAGCUGGACUUUGUGUCUCGACGCCUCGACUUUGAGCGCCCGCUUUUCGCAGGUGGCGUGGCGUCCUACCUCUUGCAGGUUGGCACCCAGCCGUCGUACACGGCACGCUUCCACGUAAGUGACGCUCUCGUCGCGUACGACGACACAAACUCGGCGAGGUGGACGCAUAUCCCACCAAGCACGCCGUGCCGUAUUCGUGUGACGCUGAUGCACCGUGACGCAAGACCGCUUCCCUACGUCCCUGUGGCCCUAGGCAUCCUGUGUGCCGUUGCUGCCUGCCUGGCGACGAUUUGGGCAUAUGGCGCUCACACGACAGCUCGGCAGCUGAGCAUGCGCAUUGAUGCCCUAGCCAUGGCCCUCGACGUCGAUUUUACUGAUGGCCAGUGGCUCGCGUCUGCUGAUGCGCCAUAUACCCCGGUGCCCGGCGUAGCCUCGUCGUGGCGCCUCCCGUGGUUCCCGCUCCCAUAG
Messenger RNA from Malassezia restricta, 1953 nucleotides. RefSeq lists its product as uncharacterized. The transcript has a single exon. NCBI's taxonomy places the organism in Eukaryota, Fungi, Basidiomycota, Malasseziomycetes, Malasseziales, Malasseziaceae. The record is from RefSeq and is a predicted model, not a curated record. The coding region runs from base 1 to 1953 and encodes 650 amino acids.